GUAAGAACCACUUUCACCUGAACUCCUGAAGCAAAAGCAAUGGCCAUGAGAGCGCUUCCGCUGACCCCUUCCAGGAGCUCCUCGUUUGGAGCUCACCAAACCAGGCCGAGCGGCGGCGGCCCCAGAUCAGUGAGAGCUUAUGCGAAGGGAGACGAGGAGGGCGACAAGCAGUCCCUCUUCGGAAGCAUCACCGAGGCGCUGGACUUCUCGCAGGUCCGGUCGGAGAAGGACGCCGAGCUGCUGUACGAGGCCAGGGAGUCCACCAGAGGUGGAGGGAGGAUGACGAGGGAGCAGUACGGAGCACUUAGGCGGAAGAUUGGUGGCACCUACCAGGAUUUCUUCAAGUCAUAUGUUGAAGUCGACGGGCAAUACGUGGAGGAGGGUUGGGUCGACAAGACCUGCAAGAUCUGCAAGAAGGACACAAGGGGGGAGCCGAGGCAGGUUGACAAGCUAGGAAGAUACGCUCACGUUGCGUGCCUGGAGAACCCCAAACCGACGAACUUUUUCGCCAAAAUCUUCGCCAGAUGAACUAUGCUGCGUCCGUCGAAAGCGUUGUCUCGCUCGCUCGUGGUUAGAGAGUACAAUAUAUAGGUAGUGUUGUUGUGGCUUCAAAGGGGACAAGAUUGUGCACAAUUUUCCAAAUGGAUUGGUAUGUACUGAUGAGCAUCAGCGCGUUCCAUAGUUCCGACU
Molecule: messenger RNA, 690 nt
Organism: Zea mays
Lineage: Eukaryota; Viridiplantae; Streptophyta; Magnoliopsida; Poales; Poaceae
Exons: 3
Coding region: 40-528 (162 amino acids)
Biological process (GO): chloroplast organization; positive regulation of DNA-templated transcription
Source: RefSeq, marked validated